This is a messenger RNA of Pseudoliparis swirei, 5200 nucleotides long. Its product is annotated as protein Shroom2-like. Gene Ontology annotation, cellular component: cortical actin cytoskeleton; apical junction complex; adherens junction. Gene Ontology annotation, molecular function: actin filament binding. The record is from RefSeq and is a predicted model, not a curated record. The transcript has 9 exons. NCBI's taxonomy places the organism in Eukaryota, Metazoa, Chordata, Actinopteri, Perciformes, Liparidae. Gene Ontology annotation, biological process: actin filament organization. The coding region runs from base 90 to 4151 and encodes 1353 amino acids.
CUGAAAUAAACUCAUAUAAUUAAGAAUGUUUGCCAACAGCUGAAUCCUGCAGAGACCUGAGGGAGCAGGAUGGAGUGAGGGAGGUGGACAUGUGGCGAGAGGAGGAGGAGGAGGAUGAAGAGCUGGUGGAGGUGCUGCUCCGGGGCAGAGCCCCCUGGGGCUUCACCCUGAGGGGCGGCAGCGAGCACCGAGAGACUCUGGUCAUCACAAAGGUGGAGGAGGGCAGCGUGGCGGCGGCAGUCGGCCUCCAGGCCGGCGAUGAGAUGGCGAGCGUGCACGCGGUCCCGCUCAGCGGCUCCCGCCUGGAGGCCGUCUGCCUGGUGAAGAGGUCUCACCGGACCCUGACCCUGGUGGUCCGGAGGAAGAAUGACCCAGACUCACGCCCCCAUUCCUGGCACUCCUCCAAGCUGACGGAAGAGGAGGCGGAGCCUGCCAGACGAGACGCCGCCACGGCCCCGAUCUGGCAGCCGAAGCAUGAAGCGAGGCCCAAAGAGCCGCCCCACCCAGGGGACCGGGAGCUCCAUCCGUUGAGCAGCGUGGAGACGCCGCAGCGUCCCUCUCAUCUCCGUGGACCGGGAGGCAAACGGGACUCCGGGUUCAGCUGCUUCUCCAUCGCCUCCAGCCCUCCGGUCCACGACCACAGAGCAUCUGAUGGGAAGGGCGCCAGCACUGAAAACAUGUUCUUCCCCGGCAAAGGGCCUCGGCGGGCGGAGCGGACCCGGGAGAAGCGGCCUGCGGGGAGGCCCGGCGUCGGCCCCGUGUGGCAGGUACCGGAGAAGAAGAAGUCCCAGUCUCCUCCUCCACCGCCUCCGCUGCGCAGUGACAGUUUUGCAAAGGUUUUCCCGUACUCUGACGGGCCGGGCGCUCCGGCACAGACCCACGGCCCGGCCCGACCGACAGGAAGUCACCUCCGACCUCAGCAGGAGGCCCGGCGUGGCUUCGCCCCCCUCCUUCCCAACAUGGCAGCUGACCACAACCACACCCAGCUGCACCCCAAUAAACUCAUCUCGCUGUCCAGCAACGACGUCCGGCAGUCGGCUCGCGCCCCGCCGCCGGCCCACCAGAGGCAGCGCAGUGACGACGGCCCCUCCUGCACCGGGUCGGCUCCUCCCGCCAAGAUCCAGAGUGUGGGAAGCUACUACCGCAGCCUCCAGGAGCUGCGCACCAACAUCUUCGGCCGGAGACACGCCCGGCCCUCCACGGCGUCCGUGGCUGGUUCUGCAAACCCGAAGCAGGAGAACGGGGGGCGCGGCGGGUACCACGGCCCGGCGGGCGAGCGCUCAGUUCGGACCGCCGAGCUCCAGGUUCGGCUCGGCAGAGCAGAGGAACCUCAAGCGGGCUUCCCGAGCUCCUCGAGGACAAAGGACCGUCUCCCUCCGUCCCAGCUGCCUCACGGCGGCCCGUCCAGCCAGGGUCCCGGUCCUCAUCACGACCACCGAGCCUCCGACCUCUCCGUCCGGGGGGGCGCCGCCAAGAGGCCCGACGGACACGUCGCGACACUUCAACGCAGCGACCGCACGGUCGGUCCUUCAUGGCACCAAGACCCGUGGGUGCCGCAGGAGGACCACCGCAUCUCCCCCCUGAGGACCCCGCUCCUCCACUCCCUCGCCCAGGAGAGGAGGAGUCUGGCCGCGGGCGCAACGCAGGACGCCGCCGGCGGGAAGUCUCAUCGCCGCAGCGACCGGUACGCCACCGGCCUGCGCAGCGAGGUCCGGGAGAAGAGAGCGCAGCUGCAAAAGAGCCGCAGCGCCGCAACCCUCACCUGCAACGCCGCGGAGGAGGAGGAGGAGUGGAGAUCCACGAGGACGGCCGUGUCUUCCGGUGCCUCCUUCUCCAACACCUACAAGGACCACCUGAAGGAGGCGCAGGCCAGGGUCCUCCAGGCCACCUCUUUCCAGAGACGGGACCUGGAGCCCCUUGGCCCCGAGGCGGUCAGACCCUCCGGUGGACGCGUGAGAGGACGUAAGCGCCUCCCGGCGGCCCAGAGGACGCACUCCUUCUCAGAGCCCGACAAGAUGAACACGGUGGGGGUGGAGGGAGAACCCCACGCGGGGGCCUUCGGGGAGCGGAGGAAGUUCUUCGAGGCCAAACCGGCGUUCUCCAGGCCGCUGCUGAAGUCCGGUCCGCCUGGAACCUCGCAUGCGGAACUUGGCGAGAAGGUGAACCCCAAAGAGGAGGAGGCCCUCCCAUCGGCGGAGGAGCAGCUGAGGCUCGGGACCUUCGCCGAGUACCAGGCGACGUGGAACCGGCAGCAGAGGUCCCCCGAGGAGCAGGGGAGGGGCCACUCGGCAGAGAACAUCCUGGAGGCCUGCGUAGAGGAGAAGGCCGGGUCGUCUCCCUCUGCAGACCUCGACACUCAGGGCCCGGCCCCAGGCCUCCCUGACCACAGCCCUCAGCCGGCCCCGUCGGGCCCCAGAGACGAGGGCCCGGCCCCAGGCCUCCCUGACCACAGCCCUCAGCCGGCCCCAUCGGGCCCCAGAGACGAGGGCCCGGCCCCAGGCCUCUCUGACCAUAGGCCCCGAGCAGACGCUGCCAGUCCCUCCCACACCACACACUCCUCCGGCCCUCCCAGCCUCAACCCCGGCCCCGGAUCACAGUAUGCAUCCCAGCUUCCACCGACCGAGGGCCUCCCGCCUCCGUCCAGAACCCAUUUAGGCCCAGAAGCCACAUCCGGCCCCCGGGCAUUCCUCCCUGGCGCCCAGGCAUACCAGACCGUGUCCGGCUGCAGCUCUGACAGCCGGCACCGCGGCGCCGCCCGGACCUCCUCCGCCGGCCCCCGAGCCGAGCGGAGCCGAGGAGGCGGAGGCCCCGAGGCGGAGAGGGAGGCCCCUCGCUCGUCCUCCCCGCUCAGCUCCCGGGCGGAGCGAGCGCCGUCCCCCUCGCCGCCGAGGCUGACCGACAGACCGCCGGCCGCUCGGGAUGACUCACCUCUCAGGUCAGAGCGGGGUCUGAGGGUCCCGGCUGAGAUGGAGGGGAGCCGCCCGCUGAGGAAGGUCCCCGUGAGGAUCGUCCACACCGAGUGCAGCUCGCGCCGAGAGGGCCGGGCCUACCUGCCUCAGAGCGGCGAGGCCCGCGGCGCCUCGGAGCCCCCGGGCCACGCGCCCCCCCUGAGCCCCGCGGAGCGCCCGGCCCCGUCCCUGUUCACCGCCUACACCCGCCAGGACCCGGCUCCGGCCUCAGGGCCGGCGCAGGAGACGAGUCCGGCGGGGGCUCGGCGCUCAGAGGAGGACGCCAAGAGGGAGGAGCUGGCCAGGGACAUCAUGGGCAGAGACAAGUCCCUGGUGGACAUCUUGGACCAGAGUGGCAGGGUGACCACCAUGGACCUGAUGGAGGGACUCUUCCCCACGGAGGAGCAGGUCCUGGAGGGGAACCACCAGCGCAGGAGGGCCUCCUGUGGCUCCAGGCUGCCCCCCUCUUCCCCCAGGAGCAUGGACAGGAGGGAGGAGGAGGAGCCGGCCGCCCUGGUGCCCAGCUCCUCUUACUACAACACAUCGGCUCCCAAAGCCGAGCUCCUCAUGAAGAUGAAGGACAUGCAGGAGCAGCUGGAGGAGCAGGACUCCGAGGAGGAGCUGGACGUCGACCUCGCCCGCAAGAAGCAGGAGCUGAUCUCCAGCCUGGCCCAGAAGCUGGAGGUGCUGCGGGAGGCGCGGCGCCUCCUGCAGGAGGACGUGGAGGCCAACGAGGCGCUGGGCCGCGAGGUGGAGGCCGCCGUGCGCCGCCUCUGUCGGCCCAACCAGCUGGACAAGUUCUGCAUGUUCGUGGGCGACCUGGACAAAGUGGUGAGCCUCCUGCUGUCGCUGGCGGGCCGCCUGGCGAGGGUGGAGAACGCCCUGGACGGGCUGGAGGAGGAGGCCCCGCCCGAGGAGAAGCGGACGCUGGCGGAGAAGCGUAAGCUGCUGAUGCUGCAGCACGAGGACGCCAAGGAGCUGAAGGAGAACCUGGACCGGCGGGAGCGCCUGGUCUCCGGCGUCAUGGCGGCACACCUGGACCCGGGCGGCCUGGACGACUACCGGCACUUCGUGAAGAUGAAGGCGGCGCUCAUCAUCGAGCAGCGCAAGCUGGAGGACAAAGUGAAGCUGGGCGAGGAGCAGCUCAAGUGUCUGACGGACAGCCUGAGGCCGGAGGCCGGAGGUCAGAGGCCGGAGGUCUGAGGCCGGAGGUCAGAGGCGGAGGUCUGAGGCCGGAGGUCUGAGGCCGGAGGUCUGAGGCCGGAGGUCUGAGGCCGGAGGUCUGAGGCCGGAGGUCUGAGGCCGGCGGUCUGAGGCCGGAGGUCAGAGGCCGGAGGUCAGAGGUCUGAGGCCGGCGGUCUGAGGCCGGCGGUCUGAGGCCGGAGGUCUGAGGCCGGCGGUCUGAGGCCAGAGGUCAGAGGCCGGCGGUCUGAGGCCGGAGGUCAGAGGCCGGCGGUCUGAGGCCGGAGGUCAGAGGCCGGAGGUCUGAGGCCGGAGGUCUGAGGCCGGCGGUCUGAGGCCGGAGGUCAGAGGACGGCGGUCAGAGGCCGGAGGUCUUAGGCCGGAGGUCUGAGGCCGGCGGUCUGAUGGAACACUUUGAGGACUACGUUUCCCAGGGGCCUCAGAGCCUCGGGACCUGAACCAGGUCUCACCUGAACGACGGCUUCUUGGAGGCACAAUGUCAUUUCUUCUUCUUCUGCGUCUCUAUUGAUGGUUGAGAGCUGUCUUGUGUUCAGUGAGGAGGAUAAACACGUUUAACCUUCAUCUCAACAUGAAGUGAAGAUGUUUAUCUUUUGGUCUAUAAGUGUCCUCAUGAUGUUUUAUUACAUUUUAUAAGAUGUUACUCCUCUGAUUGUAAACUCAGACGUUAUCUUAUAGUGUUUCUGCUCUUUUUAUUAUUGAGCUGUAAUGAAUUACCACCAGGUGUGUUUUAACUUGACUGAAAUUCUUUAGUUAUUUAUUGACAGACUUUUUGAAAACUUUUAGGGGGAAUUAAUUUCCCCCGAUGACGUGUUUCUAAGGAACAGUUUAACUUCCUGUUCAGUUAUUGUACAAACUUCCCAUCACUUGUAAACAGACAAUUUAAUUUAUGCUAGAAUAAGAGCCAAUGACCAUGAAGACGUGCCUGCUGCCGCCUCCCACACGCACACACACACACACGCACACACACACACACACGCACACACACACACCACAUAUAUACAGUGCACUUUUUCGCCUCCGGAGAAAUAAAAUGAUGAAGCUUUGAAGAA